CAGUAAUCUGCAUCUUGUUUUAUUUUCUCUCUCCACGACAAUUUUCCACCUCUCUCGUUUUCUCUCUCUACUGCUACAAAAAUACAAAAACAAAAUUCACAAAUUUUAGGGUUUUCCCUCUCAAUUUCACACCCAUACCCUCCUGCUGCUUCGCUCAAACGGUUCUUUCACUUCACAGGUAUUAUUGCAGGGUAUGUUAAAAUAAGUAGAGCAGCAGGAUGAGCAAUGAUGUUUUUGAUGCACAGAUUUUAAAUGAGAAGUUGUCGAAACUCAACAAUUCACAACAGAGCAUUGAAUCAUUAUCGCGCUGGUGUAUUUUGCAUCGGAAGAAAGCAAGACAGACCGUUGAAUUAUGGGAUAAGCUGUUCACCUCUUCCCAAAAUGAGCAGCGAGUCUCUUUUCUUUAUUUGGCUAAUGAUAUCUUGCAAAAUAGCAGGCGGAAGGGUAAUGAGUUUGUGAAUGAAUUUUGGAAAGUUCUUCCUGCAGCACUCAAACGGGUAUAUGAAAAUGGUGAUGAAAGUGGGAAAAAAGCAGUGGCUAGACUGGUUGGCAUAUGGGAAGAAAGGAAAGUCUUUGGUUCUCGAGGGCAGGGUCUUAAAGAUGAAAUGCUCGGUAAGAAUCCUCCUCCUGUGUUGGCGACCAAUGGGAAGGGCUCGAGCCUUAUUAGGGUACUGAAAAAGGAUGCCAACUCAAUACGCUUCAAAUUGGCUACUGGAGGUCUACCCGAGAGGAUUUUAUCUGCUUUUCAAUUGGUAGUUGAUGAACAUAGUAAUGAAGAAGCUGCUGUAAACAAGUGUAGCACUGCUGUAUCCAGUGUGGGUAAAAUUAGGGAGGAAAUAGUAAAUGGCUCAACUCUAGGAAAUGAACAAGGCUCUACAUUUUUGGAUGAGUUGAAAGUGCAAGAAAAUGUCCUACAGCAGUGUGUUGAGAAGCUUGAAAGUGCUGAAGCAACCAGGGUUAUGUUGAUUUCUCAGCUUAAAGAAGCACUGCAGGACCAAGAAUUAAAGCUGGACCUUAUUCAUGCUCAGUUACAAGUUGCUCGGGGACAGAUUGAGCAAUCCGUCAAUCUUAGAAACAGACUGGCAUCACCAAUUCCUGGCUCUGCAAACGCUAGCACUACCAUACCGAUGGCAGAAACUGCCAAGGCUGUAGAAAACAACACGCCUCCAAUGCAGCCAACGAGCACUCCACCUCAGCACCCCCUUUCUCAACCUGUGGCUUCUUUUGCACCAGUGAGAACUACCGAGGAAGAGAGCAAGAAAGCUGCGGCAGCAGCUGUUGCUGCUAAGCUGGCUGCCUCUGCAUCAUCUGCACAGAUGCUGACCUCUGUUCUUUCUUCUCUGGUUGCUGAGCAAGCUGCCUCUAUGAGUGGUGGCUUAAAAUCAACGGGAUUUACAUCAGGUUUGGCUAUGUUUUCCCCUGAAAAACGACAAAAACUUGAGAAACCACUGUCUGUAUCCGACGCUGCCAAUUCUGACGUGACCAACACAGCCUAUUUCACUCCUCAUCAACAGCAUCCAUCUGCGAGUAUGCAGUCUAUGUCCCAAUCAAACCAGACACAGACUUCAUUUGGUGGUUUACCUCCAUUGCCACCUCCGCCACCACCUUUAUCUCCAGCUAACAGAACAGCAAAUCAAUAUGUUCAGUCUACUGGUAUGAUGAUGGGGAUAAUGCCUUAUGGAUACGGGGCUAGUUCACUUCCACCCCCACCGCCUCUACCUCCACAUAUCGCAAUGGGAAUGGGAAGGCCUAGUGCACAAUCACAGCCUCAGCAACCGCAGCAGCAGCAGCAACCGCAACAGCAACAGCAACCGCCAGCUAGCGGUGGGUAUUACAGGCCACCAGGUAUUGGCUUCUUUGGGCAAAACCAUCAGCCAGCUACACCUCCAUUGCCUCGGCAGUGAGUUUCCUUUCUUUUUGAAAACCAACUGACCAGAUGACCUCUAAGCGGUCAUUAGUUUAAUGGUUCAUGUUAUUACUGGUAAACUCCACAAUUACCUUCUGCUGCAGUAAGUGGCAGUAAAAAAAAUUACCAGAGUCUGGAGGGACGACUCUGAGCUUUGUGACGAUGUGUAUAUUAUCAGAAAAGUAGGCAUUUCUCUUCCCUUUUCAUAUCGCUGUCUAUUUAAGUUUAUAUCUGUGGGGCACUUUAUGAGCUCUGUGCAAAGGAAUUUUUCGUAGAUGUAUGUUAUUCUAACUGUUUAUGUACCAUUAGCAAUAAUAUAAAUGUGUACUAGUCUA
Messenger RNA from Mercurialis annua (annual mercury), 2241 nucleotides. RefSeq names its product actin cytoskeleton-regulatory complex protein PAN1-like. The transcript has 8 exons. Gene Ontology annotation, cellular component: RNA polymerase II, holoenzyme. Gene Ontology annotation, biological process: mRNA 3'-end processing. The coding region runs from base 219 to 1904 and encodes 561 amino acids. NCBI's taxonomy places the organism in Eukaryota, Viridiplantae, Streptophyta, Magnoliopsida, Malpighiales, Euphorbiaceae. Gene Ontology annotation, molecular function: RNA polymerase II complex binding. The record is from RefSeq and is a predicted model, not a curated record.